AUGGAUCGAAUUAUUGAUUAUGGAAGUUCCAAAUCACAGCAUACCCAUAUGAAGGCAAAGGGUUUAAUGAAAAAUAUAGAGGGUAUAGUUCCCGCUUCAAAUACAGAGGAAAAAUUUAAAGAACUAUACGAAAGAAAUGAAGGAAGACCUAUGAAUGCUAUUAUUCAACCGUUAGAUGUUGAACGAUCGAAUUUUGUGUUAACAUGCACAACACUAAAAGAAAUGAUGGAUAAAUUGAGUAACAUUUAUGAAAAGAAUUCCGAAAUUCGUUUCAAGACUCUUUAUGAGGAAUAUUUUUCAUUGAAAAUGAAAGAUGAUGAAACCGUGACAGGUUAUGUUGCAAAAGUUAAUCAGUUAGCAUCAGAAAUUGAACAACAAGGUGAGAAAUUGUCGGACAAAUUGAAAGUGGUUCACAUUAUUAGCAGUUUGUCAGUUAGAUUCAACCAUUAUAAAACCACCUGGUACAAUACAUAUGACACGCGUAAAAUGAAUACUCUAAUGUCGUCGUUACGGUUAGAAGAGGAGAGUUUAAAUCGAAUUAGUGGUGAAAAAGCUUCAUCAGUUGAUGUUGCUUUUAAUGUAAAAAUUCAAUUAAAGAAAGUUGCAUCAAAGUUGAGUUUAUCAAAAAUUGAUAUUUUGAAAAAGAAAACCAAGUAUAAUGGUAAAUGUAGUAAAAAUAAAGAUAAAAAUGAAUUAACAUGGUGUACCGUUGAAUAUAGUGACGAAAACGAAUCAAACUCUUGGUAUGCAGACUCAGGUGCGUCAAGUCAUAUGACAUUUCAUCAUGAAUGGUUUACAGAACUGAGAAAAGAUAAUGGUGGUAAUAUGGUCAAAGCUGCUAACAACUGA
Messenger RNA from Teleopsis dalmanni, 849 nucleotides. RefSeq lists its product as uncharacterized. Bases 1 to 849 code for a protein of 282 amino acids. NCBI's taxonomy places the organism in Eukaryota, Metazoa, Arthropoda, Insecta, Diptera, Diopsidae. The record is from RefSeq and is a predicted model, not a curated record. The transcript has 2 exons.